Molecule: messenger RNA, 1522 nt
Organism: Ornithorhynchus anatinus (platypus)
Lineage: Eukaryota; Metazoa; Chordata; Mammalia; Monotremata; Ornithorhynchidae
Gene: BKGD
Product: chromosome 20 C11orf54 homolog
Exons: 9
Coding region: 137-1087 (316 amino acids)
Cellular component (GO): nucleus
Molecular function (GO): hydrolase activity, acting on ester bonds; zinc ion binding
Source: RefSeq, a predicted model, not a curated record
AUUGUCCAUUCCAAGUGCUUAGUACAGUGCUCUGCACCCAACCAGCAGCUGCUCAUCCCUGGUGUGCACUGUGAUCUCUGGAAACCCUCUGCACCGUUCCCUCGGUUUCGUCUCCUCCGCAAAAAAAAAAAAGAAAAUGGCCAAUGUUGAAAGAUUUGCUUUUCACGUCCCAAGUCUCGAGGAACUUGUGGGAGUUCUGCAGAAUGGAUUAAAAGCUAAUUUUGCUGAUGUCCAAGUCUCAGUGGUUGACUGUCCUGAUCUGACGAAGGAUCCGUUCACCUUUCCUGCUAAAGGAAUCUGCGGGAAGCCCAGAAUUGCAGAUGUUGGGGGUGUGCCUUAUCUCAUACCUCUUGUGAACCGAGAAAAGAUUUACGACAUGAAUGUCGUGGCCAGGGAGAUGGAGCUGCCCGGAGCGUUCAUUCUCGGAGCCGGCGCCGCCCCGUUUAGAACGCUUGGAGUAAAUGCAGAGUUUAUGCCGAUUAUCCAAGCUGAGAGUGAAGAAAGGCGGGCGGUGAAUGGGAGCUACAUCGCUCAGAUUAACCCAGCAGACGGGGGGUGUCUCCUGGAGAAGUACAGUGAGAAAUAUGAGGAUUGUGACUUUGGGUUGCUGGCGAAUCUGUAUGCCAGUCAAGGUCAGCCUGGCAAGGUCAUUGAAGUGAAGGCCAGAGGAAGAACCGGAAAGCAUAACUUUGUGACUUGUAUGAGAGAAACUCUUGGAAAACAUUAUGGCGAUAAACCUGUCGGGAUGGGAGGCACUUUUGUGAUUCAGAAGGGGAAGGCAAAGGUUCACAUCAUGCCUCCAGAAUUUUCUUCCUGUCCCCUGAACAGUGAUGAAGACGUGAAUAACUGGCUGAAGUUUUUCGAAGUGAAAGCUCCAUUGAUUUGUCAAACAGUAUUUGUUUCUCGUGACCCGGGCUUUGAUCUGCGGGUGGAGCACACCCAUUGCUUCAGUCACCACGGCGAAGGCGGGCACUACCACUACGACACCACCCCGGACACGGCACAGUACCUUGGCUACUUCCUACCUGCCGAGUUGCUCUAUCGGAUCGACAGACCGAAGGAGACCCACCUGGUCGGGCGAGACUGAUUGAGCGAGAGUAGUCGGGGGGCCAGACUUCCUCAAAAACCCAGUCGCCCCUGAAACAAGACACCCAGCAGCCGAACCCUAGGGCAUCAUCGGAGGAAAGGGCGUAAUGAAAGAUCUGAAUCACAUCCUACGUCAUUAAAUCGGAAGAGGGAAAACUUUUAGCUCCUAAUCGUUGGUGCCGUUAGAGUCAGCGGUCGGAAUUGAAUGUGGAGAGUUCUGUAUUAGAAGUAGGGUGACUUCUCUACAGACUGUGAGGUGCUGACUGCCUAGUCAAAUGUUUCUCCAUGUCGAUGAUUGUGAAGAAUACGAGGACCCAUUCUUUGUAGGAAUAGCCCGAUUCCCUAUUGAGCAGUAUAUUAUCACGAUGGACCCCUUUGAUCGGACACGAUGCCGUAUUUUCUUAAAAACCAUUAAAAGUUGAUUAUUCUCAAGGUA